Linnemannia hyalina is the source of this 2451-nucleotide messenger RNA. Lineage: Eukaryota; Fungi; Mortierellomycota; Mortierellomycetes; Mortierellales; Mortierellaceae. The record is from the annotation of a GenBank genome assembly.
AUGGACCGUGUGAACACUGCCAAUGCUGCCUAUCCUCAAGUCAGACUUGCUCCAUUGCCCCAAAGAGACUACUACCAGACCCAGACCGUGGCUGAAUACGACCUCUACGAGUCCGAUGCCGUUCAAUAUCACCCACCUCCUCCACCGGCACACCAGCGUCAAACUCAACAUCCAUAUCAUCCACCACCGCCACACAACAAACUUCCCCUGAGCUCACCUACUUCGGCUUCUUCGUCGUCCUCGGCCUCGUCCUCUAAUUGGACAAUCGCGGGUAGACCUUCCUCGGUCGACUUGCCUGUAUCGUCCCAGUCGUAUACUCACAACAACACCAACGACAACGUCAAAGUCCAAGUCCCUCUCGACUUUGAUCUCGGAUGUCUUUCCCUCGACGACCGGUCUGACACCAGCAGCAUUACUGGCCUAGACCUAAACUCGCCUCUGCUGCGUUUUGCCGAAGGAGAGUCCCAAAAGCCUGUUGAAAGAUCAGGCUACGUUGACGAUACUCGGUUCUCGGGCUCGGAUCAAGGAUAUCCCCUUUCUUAUGUUCCUCCGUCCACUCUCUCUGAAGGCGCUGCUGCUGCGUCUCCUAUUGUCAAUGCAGCUUUUGUCCCUAUGCGGAGCUCCCCUGCCUCGCAGCGUACAAGCAUGGAUUCCACCCAUUCCUCCUUUCGAGCAUAUGCUGCAGCCAACAAUAACCCCUCUGGGUCGCCUUACAUGACCUCUCCGCAGUCGCUGCACAACAAUCCCGUCCACCAGGCUGCCGAUUACGCCUACGGUAACGACUAUCAUCGUCCUCCUCCAGCCCACGGUCAAGACCGCCCACGACCUCGCCCCCGUGGACCUCCUCAACCCUAUGGCCAAUACCCCCAACAGGAUCCUCGAUACUCACAGCAGCUUCAUCAAUACCCGGGUGGUUAUACUAACGGAUACCAGCAAGCAGGAAAUGAGCAAUACGGGCAGGAGUACUACCCCGAAUCUCAGCAUGCGCAAUAUCCACCACACAAUCAACAACCCCAUCAUCCCAACGGAAGACCUGGUUUUCGCCCUCAUGGGCCUGGAUUCGGUGGCCCGAGACCUUUCCCUGUUCGGCCCGGAGGAGCCAACCUGCAACCCUCGCCCUCUAUGCGUGGUCCAGGACCCGGUCGCCCUCGCCCCAUGAUGAUGGGCCCAGGUGGCCCCGGAGGACAAGGAGCCCCAGGACCUUAUGGACCACGUCCACCUCACCGAGGCGAUACAGGAAAUGGCAUGGGACCAGGUCCUGUAAGGCCGGGUGGCCCUGCUGGAGGACCCAACAUGGCGCCACGGAGGCGGACCUUGACUCUGGAGGUUCUCAACGAGAUGCGCCAGCGGGCUAGGAACACUAAUGACCCUGCCACACAACUGGACUAUGCCAAGGCUUUGAUUGAGGCAGCAGUGACAUUCGGAAACGACGACCCAGACCCCAAGCGGCAGAAGAAGAAUAAGGAGGCGCUCUUCUUGGAGGGACUCAAGAUCAUCAAGCGACUGGCAACAACAGGAGUGGGUAUUGGCAAGCCUGCCUACCCGGAGGCACAAUUCUUUUUGGCCAACUGCUAUGGUAACGGAUCACUGGGACUGCAGAUCGAUCACGAUAAGGCUUUCAACCUCUAUGUCCAAGCCUCAAAACAGAAUCAUCCCGCAUCGACAUAUCGAACUGCCGUGUGCUACGAGAUUGGCGCCGGAACUAAAAAAGAUAGCAGUCGAGCUGUCCAAUCUUACCGCAAGGCAGCAGCUUUGGGCGACACUGCUGGAAUGUACAAGUUGGGCAUGGUUAUUCUCAAAGGAAUGUUGGGACAGCACAGCAAUCCAAGGGAGGCGAUCACCUGGCUCAAGCGCGCGGCGUCCAAUGCGGACGAGGACAACCCACACGCCUUGCACGAACUAGGUCUUUGUUUCGAGAAAGCCGGUAUCCCGACUGUCAUCCCCGACGAGGGCUACUCGCGCGAGUUGUUCACUCAGGCAGCAGGGUUUGGAUAUGCGCCCAGUCAGUUCAAGUUGGGCCACUGCUACGAGUAUGGAGCGUUGACAUGCCCUGUCGAUCCACGGAGGAGUAUCGCCUGGUACACCCGAGCCGCCGAACAAGGAGAUGCGGAGAGUGAGCUAGGACUUUCGGGAUGGUACCUGACCGGAGCCGAGGGUGUCUUGAAGCAGAGCGAUACCGAGGCCUAUCUCUGGGCGCGGAAAGCUGCUGACAAGGGACUUUCCCGCGCCGAGUAUGCCGUUGGAUACUAUUCUGAGGUUGGAAUUGGUGUUAAGCAGGAUCUGGAUGAAGCAAGGAGAUGGUACCUGAGAUCUGCGGCACAGGGUAACAACCGAGCUAAGAAGCGACUGGUGGACAUGAAGAAGCUUGGAGCUAUGCGCCGUAUCCGCCACGACCGCGCACGCCAAGCCGACCAACAAGGCCCCGACGACGAGAACUGCAAAGUCAUGUAG